Molecule: messenger RNA, 759 nt
Organism: Encephalitozoon hellem ATCC 50504
Lineage: Eukaryota; Fungi; Microsporidia; Unikaryonidae
Exons: 1
Coding region: 1-759 (252 amino acids)
Biological process (GO): DNA repair
Cellular component (GO): nucleus; Smc5-Smc6 complex
Source: RefSeq, a predicted model, not a curated record
AUGGACGGAUGUGAUGUGCAUGAUGGCUACCUAGAUCUACUCCAGACGAUGAGGCAUCUAAGAGAAGACCUUCUUGAGGAUAAGCGUAGGCUGGAAGAGUUGGUUAAUACAUCAAACAAACUGUUCAAGAAAAUAAAAACAUCUUCUGAGCUCAAGCUCGAUGCCAAAAUGACUGCUUUGUCGACAAAAAUAACAUGCACGAGGAUGGAGAAAGACAUUGAGUUAGACGACAUCACUCCUAGCACAUUUUUGGAACUAUUCAGAAAAGGCCUUCUUGAUGACUUCUAUAGAUAUGCCAUGAAAUGCAAUUCUGGAAUAAGAUUCUCUGGCUGCUUUUCUUUAAAUGAUCACUCCGAGGCUUCAAAUAGGAAGAAGCCAUCAGUACAAAGACUGAAGCAGUCUCUUCCUGAGACAAAGAUUCCGGCCUCGAUUACCCGAGAAAGGGCUUCUACGGAAGAGAUGGAUGUCCUUAUGCGGAUAAAGGAGCUUGUUGCAGAGAGAAAUAGAGUAGAAUACUUCAGACUUGUCAUCAACCCGCAGUCGUUUUCGAAAACCAUCGAAAAUAUAUUCUACCUGUCUCUUUCGCUGAGGUCGGGACUUGUAUAUAUGGAAUGGAAUGAUGGUGUUCUGUAUGUCACUUCCAAGAACAAUAGAGGAGGAGGAGGAGAGAUGGGACAUCUAGCCGUUGAGAUGACAUAUGAUGAAUACCUUGUUAUAAUUGAGAGGAUGAAGAUAUCUGAAGCAUUGAUAGAGUGCUGA